Molecule: messenger RNA, 1963 nt
Organism: Purpureocillium takamizusanense
Lineage: Eukaryota; Fungi; Ascomycota; Sordariomycetes; Hypocreales; Ophiocordycipitaceae
Exons: 2
Coding region: 569-1825 (418 amino acids)
Cellular component (GO): cytoplasm
Source: RefSeq, a predicted model, not a curated record
CACGAUACAUCGAACUCGUCGGAAACACCAUCGUCAACUUUUAUCUAUCUCAUCAGAAAGCAGAUGGCUACUGCUGCUGCUGCUGCUGCUGCACUGAGUUGGCCUGGCCGUCAAUCAAUCUUGCCCGCCGCCAGUGACGCCAUUUGUAGCAGGCAAUGGCAGCGCCCAUGAUGCCCCACCCCCGCAGUUGGGCUGCCGCCGCCUCUCUCUCUCCUCACUAUAACCACGCGUCGUCACCCCUCUCGCCAUCAAGAGGUUCGUGACGCUGCCGGCCUGACAGGCUAAUAGCAACAACGCUCGCAAAACGCCAAUCGGCACAGCCGCACUACCCUCGCCGUUCGCCGACAAAGAAGACCACGACGCCGGCACAGCAACCGACGUUCGUUCGUUGACCAAGGAGAGAGAGACCCCGCGCUGUCAAGCGAGGGGAGCCCGACGACGCGAUCGCCGCAAACCCCCCCUUUCGCCCUCCCAGCAGCGGCAAGCAAAAGGCUUCAAACCUCCCCCAUCAUCCCUUCUCGCCGCGACCCGGUCGGUGCAGCGCCCGCCCGCCCGCACGUAGCACAACAUGACGACAUACUCGACCGACCCGGCCCUCUACAUCUUCACCUCCCUCACCGCCGGCUCCUCGCACAUCGUCACCGCCACCUCGCGCCUCGAGACCAUCCUCCGCGCCAACCGCGUCCCCUUCAAGGCCGUCGACAUCGCCGUCGAUGAAAAGGCCCGCAUGCUCUGGGGCCGCCGCGCCGGCAAGGACGACGGCGGCCGCCUCAGGAAACUGCCCGGCCUGGUGCAGGAGGGGCUUGUCCUAGGGGACCUCGUCGAGAUUGAAGACUGGAACGAGUACGGCGAGCUCAAGCAACACGUCAAGAUCUACUACGACGAACAUACCAUCCCCUCCAUCCACGACAAGCCCCCCGAGCCGACCAAACUGAAACAGCCGGUGAAACCCGCCGCCAACGCCGCCGCCGCCGCCGCGUCCACCGCAAGCUCAAAGACAGCAGCAACGCCUUCGCCGCCCCCCGCGCCGCCCGCUCCCUCCGCCGAGCACAAAGCCGCCGCCGUUGCCGCGAGUGCCGUCGCCGCCGACGAGGCAAGGAAGACGGACGGCGCCUCCAAGAGCGGCGCCACUGCCGCCAGCGCAGCGACAGCCGCGGCAACCACCGUCCUCCCCAUGCGCAGCGUCGCGGACGAGGCAGCGCAGAAGGCUAAGGAGCUUCGCCUGCGGACUCUGCGCGAAAAGGUCCACGGCAAGAAGACGCCCGACGCCGCCGCCGCCGCCGCGCCCGCCACGCCGCAAAAGUCGAAUACCGCCUCCUCGUCGCCCCCCGAGGGCAACGCUGAUGCCACAGCGGGCGCCGCCACCACCCACGCCGGCCUGCAGUCUCCUACCAGCGGUGCCUGGAAGGACGCCUCGCGCGGCGGCUCCGCCGACGACGCUGCGUCUGCGAGGGAAACGGUGCAGAGCCCCACGACCGGGCGGUGGAGGCGCGGCUCGGGCGACGCGGGCGACCUGACUGCCCGCGUGGCGGAGGCGUCCCCGGAGGAGAUUAAGAAGGUUGAGGCCGAGAUGGCUAUCAAGGAGGAGCCGAAGCUGGAGGAGGAAGAGGACGACGAGGAGGACCAGGAUGAGAAGGAUGGUGAGAAGGUGGUGGUCGCGCCAAAGAGUGCAGACACGAAAAAGGAGGAGAUCAAGACCAGCGCAAAGAAGGAAGAAGAGGAAGACGAGGAUGGGGACGACGACGAUGAUGAAGACGACGACUCGUCGGAUGGGGAGCCCAAGGGAAAAGCAGAGCCCAAAAGGGCGGCACCAGCCUCGAAGUAGUCGGACAGCGCGGCGUGUCACUAGUCAUUACACAUAUUCAGCGUGUUUACGAAGUACAUCUCGGCGACCAUGCGAUACAUAACCGAUCCUCUCUGCGCGUCUUGAAUCUCUUCUAGUCAAGAUAUCGAUAUUGCAUGA